Messenger RNA from Gastrolobium bilobum, 2547 nucleotides. RefSeq names its product probable methyltransferase PMT8. The transcript is spliced from 8 exons. Gene Ontology annotation, cellular component: cytoplasm; endosome; trans-Golgi network. NCBI's taxonomy places the organism in Eukaryota, Viridiplantae, Streptophyta, Magnoliopsida, Fabales, Fabaceae. The record is from RefSeq and is a predicted model, not a curated record. Gene Ontology annotation, molecular function: methyltransferase activity. Bases 385 to 2262 code for a protein of 625 amino acids.
AUCUGAUACCCUCUCUUUCUCUUUCUUCUUAUUCUUUUUUUCUUUUCUUUUCUUUUCUGUUUUUUUUUUCCAUAUCGUAUAGCUACACUUUUUAGAACCUCUUCACUCCAAAUCUGAGUUCUUAACUUCCUCUUAUUACACCCCACUUAGAUUUCAUCCCAACCCAGUUAAUCUUUGAAUCAGUGUGUCAACAAUAUCUUACAAACCUUAUGAGGAAGUUAUAUUAUGCUAUCUAAUUUAAAAUAUUGGGGUUGCUAGUUUAAGUUGUGUUUUGGAUGGUGAAUUUGGUGCUUCUGAAACAAGACCUAUGCUGUGAUCAGUUUUAGUUCAUAACUGAGCAGUAAGAAGAAGUAUAUGCUGUUUUGUAUUACUUUCAACUGAUAAAUGUCGAGGGGAAGAUCUGAUGGAUCACAAAAGAAGCGCUUAAUUGCUUCCGUUUGUGUUGUGGCAAUCUUUCUUGGUUUUUUAUAUGUGUACAAUGGAUCCAUCUUUGGUUCUCAAAAUAGUGGUUCUUCUGCACUUGAAUAUGGCAGCAAAUCAUUGAGAAGACUUGGGGUAUCAUAUCUGGGUUCAGAUGAUGAUGCAGAUGGCAAGCAAGAUGAAUCUUCAUCAAGUUUAUUGCAGGGAGAUGGGGAGGAUGAUAUUGUACCAAAGAGUUACCCAGUUUGUGAUGAUCGUCAUUCAGAGUUGAUUCCCUGCUUAGAUAGACAUCAUAUCUAUCAAAUGAGACUGAAGCUAGAUCUUUCUCUGAUGGAACACUACGAGAGACAUUGUCCUCCUGCGGAAAGGCGGUUCAAUUGCUUGAUUCCUCCUCCACCAGGAUACAAGGUUCCUAUUAAGUGGCCACAGAGCAGAGAUGAGGUGUGGAAAGCAAAUAUACCACAUACUCACCUUGCACAUGAGAAGUCUGACCAGAACUGGAUGGUUGUAAAAGGUCAAAAGAUAGUGUUUCCUGGAGGAGGGACUCAUUUUCACUAUGGAGCUGAUAAAUACAUUGCAUCAAUUGCAAAGAUGCUCAACUUUUCAGACAAUAAUCUUAAUAAUGAAGGAAACCUGCGGACAGUGCUUGAUGUUGGCUGUGGUGUUGCGAGUUUUGGAGCUUAUCUUCUUAAGUCCGAUAUCAUUGCAAUGUCCUUGGCACCCAAUGAUGUGCAUCAAAAUCAAAUUCAAUUUGCUCUAGAAAGAGGAAUUCCUGCAUAUCUUGGUGUCUUAGGAACUAAGAGACUCCCUUACCCGAGUAGAUCAUUUGAACUUGCACACUGUUCCCGUUGUCGAAUUGAUUGGCUUCAAAGAGAUGGAAUACUACUCCUUGAGCUAGACCGGUUACUUAGGCCAGGAGGUUAUUUUGCAUACUCAUCUCCAGAAGCAUAUGCUCAGGAUGAAGAGGAUCUAAGGAUAUGGAGAGAAAUGAGUGCCCUUGUGGGACGUAUGUGUUGGAGAAUUGCUGUAAAGAGGGACCAAACUGUUGUCUGGCAAAAACCUCUGUCAAAUGAAUGUUAUAUGGAAAGAGAACCCGGUACUCGCCCUCCUCUUUGCCAGUCUGAUGAUGAUCCAGAUGCAGUUUGGGGAGUGAACAUGGAAGCUUGCAUAACACCUUACUCUGACCAUGACAACAGAGCAAAGGGUAGUGAAUUAGCUCCAUGGCCUGCAAGAUUGACCAGUCCUCCUCCUAGAUUAGCUGACUUCGGCUAUUCAAGUGAAAUGUUUGAAAAGGACACGGAACUAUGGCAAAGAAGAGUUGAGAAUUACUGGAAUCUCUUGAGUCCAAAAAUCACAUCAAACACGCUGAGGAAUGUGAUGGAUAUGAAAGCAAACAUGGGUUCAUUUGCAGCUGCUCUUAGAGACAAGGAUGUUUGGGUGAUGAAUGUUGUAACUCAUGAUGGACCAAACACACUUAAGCUUAUAUAUGACAGAGGCCUCAUAGGGACUACCCAUGACUGGUGUGAAGCAUUUUCAACAUACCCCAGAACUUAUGAUUUACUCCAUGCAUGGAGUGUCAUUUCUGACCUAGAAAAGAAAGAGUGUAGUCCAGAGGAUCUGUUAAUUGAGAUGGAUCGUAUGCUUAGGCCUACUGGUUUCAUAAUCAUAAGGGAUAAACAACAUGUGAUUGAUUUCAUAAAGAAGUACCUAACAGCAUUGCACUGGGAAGCAGUUGCAACUGCAGAUUCUAGUUCUGACUCUGACCAGGUUGGCAAUGAAGUUAUUUUUAUUAUCCAGAAGAAAUUGUGGCUCACUACUGAAAGCUUUAGGGAUACAGAAUAGAACAACCACAACCAUAUGGUUUUUUUUUAUUCUUAUUUUUCAUUUCCACUCUUUUAUAUUCUCUGCUGCUACAAGGGGUCAAAAGCAUGCCCCAAGUGUUGGAAGCAGUGAACAACUUCAUUUUGUAGCCUUACAUAAUGUUUACAUUGUUGAUUUCCUUCAAUUUGAUUCUCAUUUCAUUUUCAUUUAUGUGAUAAUGUUGCAAGUUAUUAAGCCAUAGGCAUUAUGCUUUUUAUAGGCUAUUCAUUAUUUUGCCCUUCAUUUGGGUAUAAUGUAAGCUACUUA